Meloidogyne enterolobii is the source of this 333-nucleotide messenger RNA. The record is from the annotation of a GenBank genome assembly. NCBI's taxonomy places the organism in Eukaryota, Metazoa, Nematoda, Chromadorea, Rhabditida, Meloidogynidae.
AAUUUCAAAAUUUUAGCUAAUUUCAAAAUUUUUCCAAUGAAUGCCCAAAGGAACAAAAAACAAAACUUAAUAACAAACAAGAUUAAAAUUCUCUCUAUUUUUAAGAUACUAAAUUCCCCAACUGUCGACUUAACCACCAAAGAUCAGAACCUAAUAAACUCAAUUUUACCAAUUAUUGAAGCCCAAAAACGUAUUAUGCAUGCAUUUAAUGAUUUGGAUGAUAUAUUCCUUCAUGGCCCGAUUUUGUUUGAAGAAAUAAUUUUAUCCAAUUUUAAUAUUUUUCGUUUAACUGAGAUUUUUUCGAUCCAAUUCCAAUACCGUUUGACGAAUUGA